AUGGAAAAGUCGUUGCAGCUGUUGCAUGAGUUGAAUCAAACACGAGAUAAUGUGUUACCUGCGUUCAAUACAGAACUCGUGUCAUCUGUGAUUAGAGAAAUUAAUUCGCUUUCGGAACAAAUUUUCGAAAAUUUAGUUACACAAAAUACACAAAGCGACCAAAUUAGUGAAGAAGAUUUGGAGAAGCUUCGAAUGUCUUCAGCUGUUACUUUUACAAUUUAUGAAAGGUUUAAACGAAUUUUAUUGGCAUAUUUACACACGAGAUUGGAAAGAGUGAAAACCAUCAGCACUCUCCGUCAUGAAUCAAUUGAAAACACAAAACAAUGGAGAGACUUGAGUGACAAUGAGCAACGAUUUGCAACAGAAUACAGAAAGCUCGUUGAAAGCUAUGGCGAAGAUAUUGGAUUUGACAUGUUCAAAUUUAUUCAGCCUCCAAAAGGUGAUUGUGUGGAAGUGGAGGUCCUUCAAACUUGUGGAAGUCGUUUAUUGGAGAGUGGUAAAACGUAUCAUCUGGUACAAGGUUCUCACUUAUUUAUUCAACUCAGUGAUGCAGAAUACUUGAUUCAGCAAGGUCUUGUGAAACUGGUUUCGUGA
This is a messenger RNA of Naegleria fowleri, 594 nucleotides long. RefSeq lists its product as uncharacterized. The transcript has 2 exons. Bases 1 to 594 code for a protein of 197 amino acids. Gene Ontology annotation, cellular component: GINS complex. Gene Ontology annotation, biological process: DNA replication; DNA strand elongation involved in mitotic DNA replication. NCBI's taxonomy places the organism in Eukaryota, Heterolobosea, Eutetramitea, Acrasida, Naegleriidae. The record is from RefSeq and is a predicted model, not a curated record.